AUGGAGCAAAAGAUCAAAGGACUCAAAGCUUGGAGCUGCAUAGGAACAGGAAUUAUAGUCCUUGUGCUAUUUACUACAAUCCCUGGCGCUAAAGAAUUACUUGCUGGUCUCUUCAGGUCAUUAAAAAAUUUGGGAGGCUUCGGACUGAUUAUUUUUAUGGCAUUUUACGCUAUAUGUUUAGCAAUAUCAAUUCCAAUUACUAUGCUAAAUAUUUCAUUAAGCUUUUUAUAUAGCUUUUGGACUGCGUUUUUAAUCAGUGGUGUUGGAGCUUUUGUUGGGACAAUUAUUUGCUACCCUAUUUAUAAUGAAAUAAACAUUCCUGUUUGCCAUAUAAUAUAGUGGUAAUACUUAUAUUUAUAUAAAUAGGCAUAUGUUUUAGGCAAAAGUUUAUUGAGAGAUUCAUGCAAAGAACUUUUUGAUAGUUAUCAAUCAACAAAAGCUAUGGCUUCUGCAAUAGAGGAAAGCCAAUGGAAGUUUGUCUUUUUAAUUUGGAUGAUAAGUGCUCCAGUUUCAGUCAAAAAUUAUGGAUUAGCUAGCUUGAACGUAAGGUUUUUACCAUAUAUAGUGAUAGGUACAGCCACAAGUCUGUUUAAUAACGCAACUCACAUUUUCUUAGGAAGCAAAGCCCAAGCUUUAUAUAAAGAAGUGGAGCAUGGAGAGUUUUUAACAUAUGAAAUGCUGUUCUUCGUAGUUUCAAUUGUGUUCAGUGGGAUCGCAUUUGCUGGUUUAAGCCUUUUUGUCCAUAAAUCAUUGAGAGCUGAGUCCAAAUAUGAAGAAAUGAAUAUGGUCUAG
Messenger RNA from Blepharisma stoltei, 792 nucleotides. The record is from the annotation of a GenBank genome assembly. Lineage: Eukaryota; Ciliophora; Heterotrichea; Heterotrichida; Blepharismidae.